Molecule: messenger RNA, 2190 nt
Organism: Leishmania major strain Friedlin
Lineage: Eukaryota; Euglenozoa; Kinetoplastea; Trypanosomatida; Trypanosomatidae
Product: kinetoplast-associated protein-like protein
Exons: 1
Coding region: 1-2190 (729 amino acids)
Source: RefSeq, a predicted model, not a curated record
AUGCCCCGCUACACGACCCGUGCCACAUCCAAAAACACAAACCGUCGAGGUCUCUCCUCUCGCGACGAGACAAAAAGAUGUGUGAACAUGACCCUUUCCGAAGAAGAAGUGCAGAAGUCGGUGAGUAUGCAGCGCCAUACGAACCCGAAAAGCACAGCCCACCUGCAGGCCGAGGCUGAGGAGGCUGCUCGCUUGCAGGCCGAGGCUGAGGAGGCUGCCCGCCAGCAGGCCGAGGCUGAGGAGGCUGCUCGCUUGCAGGCCGAGGCUGAGGAGGCUGCCCGCUUGCAGGCCGAGGCUGAGGAGGCUGCCCGCCAGCAGGCCGAGGCUGAGGAGGCUGCUCGCUUGCAGGCCGAGGCUGAGGAGGCUGCCCGCUUGCAGGCCGAGGCUGAGGAGGCUGCCCGCUUGCAGGCCGAGGCUGAGGAGGCUGCCCGCUUGCAGGCCGAGGCUGAGGAGGCUGCCCGCCAGCAGGCCGAGGCUGAGGAGGCUGCCCGCCAGCAGGCCGAGGCUGAGGAGGCUGCCCGCUUGCAGGCCGAGGCUGAGGAGGCUGCUCGCUUGCAGGCCGAGGCUGAGGAGGCUGCCCGCUUGCAGGCCGAGGCUGAGGAGGCUGCCCGCCAGCAGGCCGAGGCUGAGGAGGCUGCCCGCCAGCAGGCCGAGGCUGAGGAGGCUGCCCGCUUGCAGGCCGAGGCUGAGGAGGCUGCCCGCUUGCAGGCCGAGGCUGAGGAGGCUGCCCGCCAGCAGGCCGAGGCUGAGGAGGCUGCCCGCUUGCAGGCCGAGGCUGAGGAGGCUGCCCGCUUGCAGGCCGAGGCUGAGGAGGCUGCCCGCUUGCAGGCCGAGGCUGAGGAGGCUGCCCGCCAGCAGGCCGAGGCUGAGGAGGCUGCCCGCCAGCAGGCCGAGGCUGAGGAGGCUGCUCGCUUGCAGGCCGAGGCUGAGGAGGCUGCCCGCUUGCAGGCCGAGGCUGAGGAGGCUGCCCGCCAGCAGGCCGAGGCUGAGGAGGCUGCCCGCCAGCAGGCCGAGGCUGAGGAGGCUGCCCGCCAGCAGGCCGAGGCUGAGGAGGCUGCUCGCUUGCAGGCCGAGGCUGAGGAGGCUGCCCGCUUGCAGGCCGAGGCUGAGGAGGCUGCCCGCUUGCAGGCCGAGGCUGAGGAGGCUGCCCGCCAGCAGGCCGAGGCUGAGGAGGCUGCCCGCUUGCAGGCCGAGGCUGAGGAGGCUGCCCGCCAGCAGGCCGAGGCUGAGGAGGCUGCCCGCUUGCAGGCCGAGGCUGAGGAGGCUGCUCGCUUGCAGGCCGAGGCUGAGGAGGCUGCCCGCUUGCAGGCCGAGGCUGAGGAGGCUGCCCGCCAGCAGGCCGAGGCUGAGGAGGCUGCCCGCCAGCAGGCCGAGGCUGAGGAGGCUGCCCGCUUGCAGGCCGAGGCUGAGGAGGCUGCCCGCUUGCAGGCCGAGGCUGAGGAGGCUGCCCGCCAGCAGGCCGAGGCUGAGGAGGCUGCCCGCUUGCAGGCCGAGGCUGAGGAGGCUGCCCGCUUGCAGGCCGAGGCUGAGGAGGCUGCCCGCUUGCAGGCCGAGGCUGAGGAGGCUGCCCGCCAGCAGGCCGAGGCUGAGGAGGCUGCCCGCCAGCAGGCCGAGGCUGAGGAGGCUGCCCGCCAGCAGGCCGAGGCUGAGGAGGCUGCCCGCUUGCAGGCCGAGGCUGAGGAGGCUGCCCGCUUGCAGGCCGAGGCUGAGGAGGCUGCCCGCUUGCAGGCCGAGGCUGAGGAGGCUGCCCGCUUGCAGGCCGAGGCUGAGGAGGCUGCCCGUUUGCAGGCCGAGGCUGAGGAGGCUGCUCGCCAGCAGGCCGAGGCUGAGGAGGCUGCCCGCUUGCAGGCCGAGGCUGAGGAGGCUGCCCGCCAGCAGGCCGAGGCUGAGGAGGCUGCCCGCCAGCAGGCCGAGGCUGAGGAGGCUGCCCGCUUGCAGGCCGAGGCUGAGGAGGCUGCCCGCCAGCAGGCCGAGGCUGAGGAGGCUGCCCGCCAGCAGGCCGAGGCUGAGGAGGCUGCCCGCCAGCAGGCCGAGGCUGAGGAGGCUGCCCGCCAGCAGGCCGAGGCUGAGGAGGCUGCCCGCUUGCAGGCCGAGGCUGAGGAGGCUGCCCGCCAGCAGGCCGAGGCUGAGGAGGCUGCCCGCUUGCAGGCCGAGGCUGAGGAGGCUGCCCGCUUGCAAGCCGAAGCUUGA